Oryzias melastigma (Indian medaka) is the source of this 4969-nucleotide messenger RNA. RefSeq names its product myogenesis regulating glycosidase (putative) (gene myorg). Gene Ontology annotation, molecular function: hydrolase activity, hydrolyzing O-glycosyl compounds. Lineage: Eukaryota; Metazoa; Chordata; Actinopteri; Beloniformes; Adrianichthyidae. Bases 1009 to 3066 code for a protein of 685 amino acids. The record is from RefSeq and is a predicted model, not a curated record. Gene Ontology annotation, biological process: skeletal muscle fiber development; carbohydrate metabolic process. The transcript is spliced from 3 exons.
CUUUAAGUGACACAACUGACAGAUAAUCUUAAAAUUUUUAUAUCCUACUUUCCUAAAUGUUCAUUUUAAAGCUUUUUCAUUUCUUGAAUGCAAUUCAAAAUGGCUCAUUUGUAAAAAUAUUCUGAUGUGGUAUUAUCCUGAGUGACCUCAGACUGCGUUUUCGCAGUCUUUUGAAAAGAUUAUAUCACAUUUGUAUUUAUCAGUUUCUGAAUUAUCUCCUCUAACAUUUGUCUCUAAAACUAUCUGCCCCGCAUCAUUUUCUUUGGGCUAAAAUUAUACUAAAUGUCUUUAUUUCACUUGAUUAAAGCUAUUCUUUUUUCUCCCAAACACAUGUAAAAUAUGUCAUUCUUAUCCAAAAAGUGGGGCAAAAAUUACGUAACUCUUCUUUUUCAUGUGUAACAAAAAAUAUGGAAGUCACAAUAAAGGAAUUGAAAAACAGGUAUUUUUAGCUAAAUGCAGGAUUUACUGGACUAUGCAUGUAACAAGAUUCAACUGUUUGACAGCAAGACUGUAAUACAAUGCUGAAAUAUAUUCACAUAAUAAAAAUAUUUUUGCUUAAAGGCAUAACUACCUUGUGUAAUUAUAUUUAUAAAAAUCAGAAUAACCUUUUUUUUAAUUUUUUUGUUUAUUUAUUUGUUCGUUAUUGGUAUUAUGCACUGUAUUUUAAAUGUGUUAAUUUUUUUCAUUAAAAAAAAACGUAUUUUUGACCUUACACCAAGUGAGGCGCACUAUUUUUUUAGACCCUUGGACUACAUUUCCCAUCUCGCGGAGGCGUGUCUUAAGCGGAGGCGCACCAACCAGCGCUUUGAUUUCCCUCCGGGAGUUUUCUUUGCGAAGAAGACUUGUACUUACAAGAAACACUUUGUGCUUCCACGGAAACCCGUGCUGACCGGCAAAACAAACAGAAGUUAGGACGGCACCAGAAUCCGGUACUAGGUGUCCCUCCUAGACAUUUUAAUGAUCUAAAGAACGUCACUGCAGGGACUUUCCCUCUGAGCAGCACAAGUUAUGUAUCAGGUGGUACCAGGAGGAGCAGGGGGAACAAUUACAGAUGUCAUCCCCAAGCAGAAACACACCAAGGACACUCGAUCCUUAGUUGGGGCCGGAGUAAUCGGUUUGAUUCUGGUAAUUGCGGCUGUAACGGCCUGGUGUUACUACAUCGCCUCUCUGCGCAAAGCUGAGCUGUUAAAGACACAGCUGCUGGAUCUGAAUAAAGAUGGAUAUAUUAUCCGCAACCAAGGAGGGUCCAUCGUUUUCAAGAUGGAUUUCAGAUCUGGGACCCUUGAUUUGGACUCUUGCUCUAAAGAAGGAGAGCUCCUCAGUUGUGACCGAACCACUGACCGAAAACUUAAAUUCUUCAUCAUAACAGUGCGACCAAAGGAUCCAGUGCAGUGCUACCGUGUGCGCUGGGAAGAACUGGUUCCAGACAUUCCUGUUGAGCAUGCCAUGACCUACGAGUUCGGACACUGGUAUGGCGGUGCAGUGACUGCCAAUCAACACUGGCCUAUUUCUAUUUCUGGUCAGCAGGCUCCCAAACCCUUUGUUACAAAUGACAUCUACUCGAACCGUAAUGAAUUUGGAGGAAUUUUGGAGAGCUACUGGCUUUCAUCCAACGCCACGGCCAUCAAGAUCAACAAUUCUGUUCCGUUCCAUCUAGGUUGGAAUGACACGGAGAAGACCAUGUACUUCCAGGCAAGAUACAAUGACAGUUCCUUCAAGCCAAACCCAGGCGAGGCACCAGUCGCUGAACUUAGCUAUCGAGUUUGUGUUGGCUCAGAUGUGACGUCCAUACACAAGUACAUGGUCCGCCGAUACUUCAACAAACCUUACAAAGUACCUGCUGUAGACAUGUUUAGACAUCCUAUUUGGUCAACUUGGGCUUUGCAUAAAAAUGAUAUUGACCAACAGAAACUAUUGAUGUAUGCUGCCAAUAUCAGCAAAUAUAACUUCAACUGUAGUCACCUUGAACUAGACGACCGUUACACAAGACACUAUGGAGAUUAUGAGUUUGACCCCAUCAAGUUUCCAAACGCCUCAGCCAUGUUCAGUAAACUAGAAUCAUAUCGAUUUCUGGUCUCACUCUGGAUUCACCCUUUUGUUAACUAUGAGUCAGAAAACUUCCACACCUGUGUAGAAAAGGGUUUCUUUGUCCGAGAACCAACAGGUCGACUGCCGGCUUUGGUACGUUGGUGGAAUGGCAUUGGGGGCAUUUUGGACUUUACAAACCCUGAAGCCCGUGAUUGGUUUGCUUCCCAACUACGUUCACUGCGUACCAAAUAUGGAGUUUCUUCUUUUAAAUUUGACGCAGGGGAGACAAACUACCUACCUUGGAAAUUUAGUACUAAAACUCCCAUUCGGGACCCCAGCUUCUUUACUCGGCGUUACACUGAAAUGGCCAUUCCUUAUAACGAUAGAGCAGAGCUCCGUAGCGGUUACCAGUCACAAAACAUAUCCUGCUUCUUCAGACCAAUUGACAGAGAUUCGGUAUGGGGCUAUGAACUGGGUCUCAAAUCUCUUAUCCCCACUGUGCUAACCAUAAGCAUUCUGGGAUAUCAGUUCAUUCUACCAGACAUGAUUGGAGGAAAUGGUUACCUGAACCAUACAAGUGGAAUCCGUGCAUUACCUGAUCGCGAACUCUACAUUCGUUGGUUAGAGCUUUCAGCCUUUAUGCCCUCCAUGCAGUUCUCUAUCCCACCCUGGGAAUAUGACAAUGAAGUUGUUGAAAUUGCUCAAAAAUACACAGCCCUCCAUGAAAGUAUUGUAGCACCUCGAGUUCUCGAGUUGGCAAGUGAGGUUCUGCACACGGGGGACCCAAUAGUUCGUCCGCUUUGGUGGAUUGCCACAAGCGACGAGACGGCAUACAAAAUUGACUCCCAGUUCCUGAUUGGGGACGAUCUCAUGGUAGCUCCUGUUCUAGAACCUGGAAAGCAAGAGCGUGACAUCUACCUCCCUGCUGGUCACUGGAGAAGCUACAAGGGAGAAAGAUUUAACAUCGAGAAGCCACUGCAUCUUACUGACUACCCGGUAGACCUGGAUGAAAUUGCAUACUUUGUUUGGGUAAAGUAGUGAAGGAAAAAAAAACUUGUUUGUCUUCAAAUUUAAUUUGCCUUGAAGACAUGCCUCAGUUUUCACGAUUUAUCAGAGGAAAAAUGUGAACUAAGAUUAGUUGCAAAGUGUUUUCAUUUGCAUGACAUACUUUUUUAUUAAAAGAAAUUCAUAGUAACAACUUAAAUCCGCAAAUGUGACACCAACAGUUUAAAGAUGUUGAAAGUCCUGCCUUAUAAUGUUUAAUUUUUUUAAAUGUUACUUAAUUUUGACUCACGAAUGCAGCAAACCUUAAAGUGUUUUGCAUAUUAAGACAUUGUUGUCAAAUUCUCUGAAGAAAAACCCAGAGACUGUCCAUAUUUAUUCAUUGUAGGGUCAUGAUAAAAGGUUGUACAUCUGUAGCAUGACGAGGCAGAGGGUCUAAAAAGUCAACAGACUGCUCUCUGGUUGUUAGGUAGCAUGUGUGUCAUAUUUAAAUCAUUAACAAGUGCUGACUCCUCUGGGUCGUUGUAGCUUAACAGACUAUGUCUGUGGCUGCAGAUUUCUGGGAAAGUGCUUUAGAAUGGGAUGAAUCCUGUCAAAUAAUAAGUCAUGAACAUUUUUGUCAUUUUGUGUGAAUGUCUUUAAGCCAUAUGCAUUGAAAGCUGUAGGAAAAAAGGGAAUAUGUAGAAUGUGUAUUUCAAACCCUUAAAGUUUUUAUAUAGUUGAGCCUUAUCAGCAAAGCUAGCUGUAGCCAGAUUCUAGUCUGUACUAUAUUUUUAUAGACUCAUCUGUUCUUGAUAAUACAGGAAAGUCAGUUUUUUUCAUUUACAUAUCAUCACCAAUGCUUUACAUUUAAUCUUAACAUACUGACUAUGGUGCAAAGGGUUUUACUGUCUCUUUAAGAUUUGCCAUUUUUGCUCAGGUAAUGCUUCCUCAGGCUUUGGUGCGUUUGAGGGUUUAGUAGUGAUCUUUAUUAAUGCCUUUGAAUGCAGGAAACAGCAAGUAGACCUAUAAUGUCUUAUAUAGUCACUGCAACAUUUUAUAAAUACAAGCUUCUGUGUUGCAUUUUCUUUCAACUUUUUUUCUGUUUAUGGUUUAAAUGAUGCUUCAUCUGAAAUGUUGUGUGUUAUUUAUUUGAAUAUUUGGAUGUGAUUUUUGACCAAGUGCAAUUUCACAUGUGAUGCCGCAGUGUCUUAAUAUAUAGUUUUGUUUAGACGUGUUUGUAUUAAUCAGCAAAAGCUGAAAAAGGAAGGUGCUUAGCUCACUUCCUGUACAAAUACCAUAGAUUUUCAGCAUCCGAAGUCAAUCAAAAUGAUCUUAAUCUUUGCCAAUGUUAAUGUUUUCUGGUUUUUGUUAAAUUUUGUUUAAAAUCAAUUUAAGUUACAGAUAUACAGGAUGUAUAAAUUUGCGACGCAUAAUGUCAGCUUUAGGCUUUUGAAAAAAUCUUACCCCAUUCAGAUUUUCUUUAAAUGUCUUAUCUUCUGUAAGGUUUGGUUCCAAUGAUUCAUAAGAGGUUGAGAAGAAUUCUGGUUUUCCCACCAGAUUAGACAAAUCCCACCUACUGUCUGCUUCAUGUGCUUUUCCCCCCUUUUUUGGAAUGUAUUUAUCCUUUUUUCUUUUUUUUUAACAAGUUGUGCAGCCUAAUAGUUGUUCGCCUUUGCGGUCCUCACUCAGACCUCAUUUGUUUGUGCCUUAUGACAUUACAUCAAGCACGACAUCUUAUAUCUAUUUAUAACAGUUUAGCUCGGCAUCUGGGACAGGGCGAAGAAGCUAUUUCUGCUUUAUGACAAACACCGUUGGACCUCUCCCUGAACUGAAUGUUUCUUUCCUUUUGGUCCUUGUCACUCAGCGUGUUUCAGUGUGUGCACUAUGUUUGGGAGUGAAAGGUUUUGUCAAAUGUUGAUGCUAUUUUGAAUUAAUUUAAUAAAAAAGAUGAUAUACG